Molecule: messenger RNA, 2836 nt
Organism: Hyla sarda
Lineage: Eukaryota; Metazoa; Chordata; Amphibia; Anura; Hylidae
Product: protein delta homolog 2-like
Exons: 8
Coding region: 323-1441 (372 amino acids)
Biological process (GO): heterophilic cell-cell adhesion; establishment or maintenance of epithelial cell apical/basal polarity
Cellular component (GO): plasma membrane; protein-containing complex
Molecular function (GO): calcium ion binding
Source: RefSeq, a predicted model, not a curated record
AGAGGAUUGGGCGGAAGAACAUCAACUCUGGACGUGUCGCCAUCUAGAGACUCCGACCGUGUAGAGUGCCCUGUGGGGUUAGAGGUCACACCGAGUGCAGAAGGUCGAGACUGUGUGUGGACAUCUCCAUAGACUCCUCAAUACCAAGCGGGGCCCGGAACCUGAGGAGCCAAGACAACCACCAGGACAAACUAGUGAGAAACCUGAGAUGUCCGGGCACCGAGCUGCGUAAUCCUCCUGAAGAUGGGGCCCUUCCUGCACAACUCUCCAUAAUCUGCAGGACAGUCCCCUGUGUCCUUCUAAAGACCCUGCAGUGCUGACCAUGCUCUGGUGCCCUCGGCUCCUGCUCUCUGCCUUGUGUUGGGUCCUGUUCACAUACCAGACUCCAGUCAAAGCUGACGAGUGCGCAGAGCGGUGUGACCUGUACCACGGACACUGUGACGAGGACGGCGUGUGCAGGUGUGACCCCGGCUGGGACGGUCCAUUCUGCGAGGACUGUGUGAGGAUGCCAGGCUGCGCCCAUGGAGUGUGCCACCAGCCCUGGCAGUGCAUGUGUCUGAGCGGCUGGGCCGGAAAGUUCUGUGACAAGGAUCUGCACAUCUGCGAGCGCUCCAGUCCCUGCCAGAACGGUGCAGAAUGUGUCAUUACCCCCGAGGGUGAUUACUCCUGUAACUGCCUAGAAGCCUUCCAUGGAAAAGACUGUGAAAUGAAGAGAGGACCCUGCGAGACAGAAGGAUUUCCAUGUCAGAACGGUGGGACUUGCCAGGAUGACGGGGGCUUCGCGGAGACCUUCUUGUGCCGCUGUUUGUCCGGUUACGUGGGCAGCCUGUGUGAGACGGAUGUUGAUGACUGUCUCAUGCGUCCGUGUGCUAAUGGAGCAACCUGCAUUGACGGAGUUAACCGCUUCUCAUGUGAAUGCCCUCUUGGCUUCCAGGGACGCUUCUGUACGGUGAACAUUGAUGACUGUGCCGGGCAGCCGUGUCACAAUGGAGGCCGCUGCUAUGAUCGGGUGGGAGACUAUGAGUGUUACUGUCCUGGUGAAUUUACUGGCAAAUCCUGUGAGAUCCCGGUUCCCAGACCCACAUGGGAGUAUGAGACCGGAACGGCUGCGAUGGACCGGGCCACCCCGGCUUCUCCAGGGAGAACAAUUAGUAGCACAAGGUGGAAACCUGGAUCCACCCAGAAGCCCAAGGACUUUAAGAUUUCAGUGAAGAAGGUGGUGACUCAGACAGAACACGGCCUCAGCCAACUGCAGAUCAUCACCAUCGCCGUGCUCAGCGUCAUAACCGUCCUGGUGAUCGUCCUCACCACACUUCUGGUGGUCAGACACCGGAAUCGCAGCGCCUCUUGUUGGUGUCAACAGACUUCACCAGAUGCCAAGACCCAAUAUCACCAAUGUCAGGGGACGUUACAGGAACAUGGGAAGACCACCGAGUUAUGAGAAGUCAAUUUACUUGUCUGGGCCCCAGCAUGGAGACUCCAGGGGCCACACAAUAACUUCAGGGAGAUGGGAGUGAUAAGUGGACCAAGAGCCUCAUGUUUUACAAGAAACCUUCAUAUUUCACUGGGGAGGCCCAGACCGGACCCAUGACCAGACACAUGACCAGUCCCCUCCCUAUCGUCUUAAAAUACUCCUGGGGGAUAUUGUGAGUUAAUAAACCCACCAUAUCAGCAUCUGGGUGUCUUCUCAUAUGGAGCCUCAUAUACAGCUGAAGGUACAUGUAGCAGAGCUGAGUGACAACCAGUAAUGGCCAUCAUUACCUUGCCAACAGCCUGAGCAAGAUGGCUCUGGAUGAGCAGGACUACAGGGGGUCAUCCGUUAUCAGAGGGGCACCCUCUACAGGCCAUGGUAACAUUUAUAGAGGGGGUCAUACAUUAUCGGAGGGGCGCCCUCUACAUGCCAUGGUAACAUUUAUAGAGGGGGUCAAACAUUAUCGGAGGGGCACCCUCUACAGGCCAUGGUAACAUUUAUAGAGGGGGUCAUACGUCAUUGGAGGGGCGCCCUCUACAGGCCAUGGUAACAUUUAUAGAGGGGGUCAUACAUCAUUGGAGGGGCGCCCUCUACAGGCCAUGGUAACAUUUAUAGAGGGGGUCAUACGUCAUUGGAGGGGCGCCCUCUACAGGCCAUGGUAACAUUUAUAGAGGGGGUCAUACAUCAUUGGAGGGGUGCCCUCUACAGGCCAUGGUAACAUUUAUAGAGGGGGUCAUACAUCAUUGGAGGGGCGCCCUCUACAGGCCAUGGUAACAUUUAUAGAGGGGGUCAAACAUUAUCGGAGGGGCACCCUCUACAGGCCAUGGUAACAUUUAUAGAGGGGGUCAUACGUUAUCGGAGGGGCACCCUCUACAGGCCAUGGUAACAUUUAUAGAGGGGGUCAUACGUCAUUGGAGGGGCGCCCUCUACAGGCCAUGGUAACAUUUAUAGAGGGGGUCAUACAUCAUUGGAGGGGCGCCCUCUACAGGCCAUGGUAACAUUUAUAGAGGGGGUCAUACAUCAUUGGAGGGGCGCCCUCUACAGGCCAUGGUAACAUUUAUAGAGGGGGUCAUACAUCAUUGGAGGGGCGCCCUCUACAGGCCAUGGUAACAUUUAUAGAGGGGGUCAUACGUCAUUGGAGGGGUGCCCUCUACAGGCCAUAGUAACAUUUAUAGAGGGGGUCAUACAUCAUUGGAGGGGCGCCUAUAGAGGGGGUCAUACAUCAUUGGAGGGGCACCUAUAGAGGGGGUCAUACAUCAUUGGAGGGGCACCUAUAGAGGGGGUCAUACAUCAUUGGAGGGGCACCUAUAGAGGGGGUCAUACAUCAUUGGAGGGGCGCCCUCUACAGGCCAUGGUAAUAUUUAU